AUGAUGCCUUCUUUAUUGAAAAAUUUAUUUCCGAAGAAAAUCAUUCAAAGUAAUAAGUUACCGAAUGAGGAAAAUGUGAUUUUUCCUGAUAAUAUUACUGAUAAUGAAUUUUGUAUUCGACGAAAAGAAUUUUUACGAGAAGAUCAGCUAAGAUUGAUCGUUAUUGCUGAAACAAAUUUCCGGCUUCUCUUUGAUAGUUCAACCGUUUUAUCGUUAAAUAAACUGUUGAGACAUCAGUCGGAUAUUUUACCACUUGGAUUAAUGUUGUUCGGUUCGAUGCCAAUGAUGAAAAAAGCAACAUUCAAAGUGCAUUAUCUUAGUUGCACAAAUCAAAUAAUGGUUGGACAUGUGAUUUCUUUGCCAAAAUCGACGAAGCGAGCAUAUAGAUUAGUAAAACGAUUGGUAAGGGACAGCAGUGGCGUGCCAGUCAAGAGUAUUAAGAGUAUUAUGGGCCUCAUAAGAUGGAAAGAAUUUAAGGCCAAACUUAACCAUAAAGCGCCAUCAGUCGCCCCUGAGAAGGGCAUUGGAACAUCGCUUCAGAUAUUUGCAACCCACUGUCACGUGUUUCAUUCGACACUCAAGAAAUGUCCAAGUCAGUCCAGAGCAUCGUUACAGAUUACAUUACAGAUUACAGAUCUUGAAUAUGCUGAUGAUGUAGCCCUUUUUGCUGACAAUUAUGACGAAAUAUAA
Messenger RNA from Dracunculus medinensis (Guinea worm), 690 nucleotides. The record is from the annotation of a GenBank genome assembly. NCBI's taxonomy places the organism in Eukaryota, Metazoa, Nematoda, Chromadorea, Rhabditida, Dracunculidae.